UCCCUCCCUCUCUCGGUCGCUCACGCACACGCUUUUCCUCACCAGUCCUCCCACCCUCUCUCUCCUCAACAAAGGAGGACAUGGCAGGAUGGCAUUAGAUGGAUUUUUCCAUGAAACGAAAGGGGAAUUAUGAAAUCUCGAUACUGUCGUCGUUUUGUGCAAAUUCUUCAUGACCUGGAAAUUCGGAACAAAUUUGAAUGGAUGAUCAUGAAUGAAUAAACACAGUCUCAUUAUUAGGCUAAGAUCUUUAUAAAUUCCCCAAUGGAGCAGGAUGUGGAGAGCCCUGUUACAAUCAGACAACCCAAACUGCCCAAGCAAGUCAGGGAUGAUCUACCAAAAAAACGUGUGGAAAAAGAACAGGCAAAAAAGAAGAUCCAGAGAUAUGUGCGCAAAGAUGGAAAGUGCAACGUGCAUCAUGGCAAUGUUCGUGAGACAUAUCGCUACCUUACAGACAUCUUUACCACUCUAGUAGACCUUAAGUGGAGGUUUAAUCUUUUUAUUUUUGUCUUAGUUUAUACUGUAACAUGGCUCUUUUUUGGUUUCAUGUGGUGGCUUAUUGCAUAUAUCCGAGGUGAUUUGGAUCACAUUGGAGACAACCAGUGGACUCCCUGCGUUAAUAACUUAAAUGGUUUUGUAUCAGCUUUUUUGUUCUCAAUAGAAACAGAGACAACCAUUGGAUAUGGAUACAGGGUCAUUACAGACAAAUGCCUUGAGGGUAUUGUCCUUCUCUUGGUGCAAUCAGUGUUGGGAUCUAUUGUAAAUGCCUUCAUGGUGGGUUGUAUGUUUGUGAAGAUCUCGCAGCCCAAGAAGAGGGCAGAAACUCUAGUAUUCUCUACCAAUGCAGUCAUCUCCAUGAGGGAUGGUCGAUUGUGCCUGAUGUUCAGAGUAGGAGACCUUCGUAACUCACACAUUGUGGAAGCCUCUAUCAGAGCCAAGUUGAUCAAGUCAAAGCAGACAAAGGAAGGGGAGUUCAUUCCCUUAAACCAAACAGACAUGAAUGUGGGCUAUGACACUGGGGACGACAGACUCUUCCUUGUGUCACCACUUAUCAUCUGCCAUGAGAUCAACCAGCACAGUCCUUUCUGGGAGAUCUCCAAGGCCCACCUGGCCAAAGAAGAGCUCGAGAUUGUAGUCAUUUUGGAGGGCAUGGUGGAGGCAACAGGAAUGACAUGCCAAGCGAGAAGCUCCUAUGUUUCCAGUGAGAUCAAAUGGGGCUACCGUUUCACUCCAGUUCUGACACUUGAGGAUGGUUUUUACGAGGUAGACUAUAACAGUUUCCAUGAGAUAUAUGAGACCAACACGCCUAGUUGCAGUGCUAGGGAACUUGCUGAGAUGACAGCCCGAUCCCGUCUCCCACUGACGUGGUCUGUGGCCAGUAAACUCAGCCAACAGGGAGUGCUGAACACUGACGAGCAGGAGGAGAAAGAGGACCACACAGGCAUGGACCAGACAGAGAGGAACGGGGACAUCGCCAACAUUGAGAGUGAGUCAAAAGUGUAGAGGAGGCCAGAGACUGGAAGCUGAUACGUCUUUCUCACCCUGUGCCCAAAACGGUUGAGUCACCUCAACUAGUGCAGCAUAGAGACCUCAAAAAGGCUCGAAUCUAUGUAGACACCCCAUAUAACAACUUCAACAUUUUGCAACAUUAAUGGCCCCAAAGAUUACUGAAAUGAUGCCUGGAUGGGGACGUUUGAGCAAAUGCAUGGUCUCAAAUAUAAUUUCUAAAGAAAAGUUAUUUUCAGAUUUUUAAUUGAAAGAUUAAAACCUUAUAUAAAUAUAUAUAUUCUAGGGCAUUUGAAUUUGUAUUUUUGUACAUAUGUUUCAAUAUAGGUUUUGUUGAAGAUGUGUGAAUAUUUGACAGGAGUCAGUUUGAUACAAACACAUUUAGACCAGGUCUGUACAUAUUUUAUGCCUUAUGUGAUUAUGCUUCUUUUCUUAGGGUUUUCCAGAAUAUCUAAGCAUGUACAAAAAACACUAAUUGAUUACUGUACAUAAUGUACAUAAUGAUCGUAGAAAUUCAACACAAGUCACAUUCUCCACUGGAUGCAAAAUUGUUUAUCACACCAACUGGAGGCUUUCUCAGUUUCUGAAAGUGUCUCUGAUCUCAGCCUUGCAUGUCUGGCUUAAUAUUACAACAAAUUGUCUUGUGACCAGUGGCUUAAAACCCUACAGGGGUGUUUGGAUUUUACAAUCAGUUUUCCCCUUUCUUACCUGUAGCCUUUGAGUUUAUUGGUUUAAUUUCUGCAAUGCCCUUUAAGUUAGGAUAAAAUGUUUUGAGAAUUUGUGUUGCUCAAUCUCUCUCUCUCUCUCUCUCUCUCUCUGUCUUUCUCUCUCUCUCUGUAUGUUUGAAUAUGUGUGUAUUUUACUGUUUGUUCCUGUAAAAAAUAUGAUUGCUUUAAAUACUGCAGCCCAUUUCUAGACUCUUAGCUUUCCAAGGUUUGGUGAAUAGUUUACUUAUUUAGUUUUUAGAAAGACUGCUAUCAGUCUGUAUUCAGAGAUUUUGGGCAUCAUUUUGCUGGCAGCCUUAUAAUAAUUUAUUUUCUAAUGAAGAGCAUGGUUUAUUUGAUUAAAUGGUUCAAACUCCUCAUCAGAACUGUAUUUACACACAUUCUUGUUUACUUACUUCCUUGGCAUGGACUAAAAAUCCAUUUAAUAUUGCAGUCAGUAUUUGGAGAAAAGUAAACAAAUAUGUUUACAAAAACACAAUGUUGUUCUAUAACUGCCCACAGUGGUGUCCUUAAAUUUAUUGAUUGCAUCAUAAUUAACCAGUGGUUAUGGAGAUACAAUAAGGUCUAGCUCUGAACUCAACAUAAAACAUGCAAAAGAAAACUAGAGACAAUCAGCCAGUUCUGCAGUAUUCAGGACACUCAGUGUUUGAAUAUUGGAUUUGACCAAGAGAGAAGUAUGACCAAACCAGACAUAAACCAAGGUGUCAUCCACAAUAGAAUGUAAAAGGGCAAGAGUAUUCUGCUGUAUUUGUGAUAGUGCUUUUAAAAGAUCUGCUCCUUUAAGAACAGAUCAAAUAAUACUGUAUUAUUCAAUAAGCCAUUUGAAGGUAAGGGGAAAGCUGUGGUUACUAAUACAUUUAGACAACCUCUUCAAAGCUUGGAAUCAUUUCUUAAAAUCCAUUUUGUUAUUCACAAUAAUAAUAGAUGUUACGAAGUGAACUUACUUUGUAGUUAAUUUUAGAUGGUCUAUUUAGACACCUAGUUCUAAAAUGAUGACUAAUACUAUUUUGCGUCAAAGUGUUGUACAGCACUUAUUUCACUGAUUUUAUUCUGUCCUAACAGUUUUUUGAAAUACAGAUGGAUUGCCAGAUAUGGCGUACAGCUCCCUGGAAGUUUAAUUUUAUUGACAAUAUGUAACUGUAUUAUUAAUCAUUUUUUAAGUUUCCAAACUAUUGGGUUGUAAAUAUUGCUGUUUUAAUUAUUUGGGUGUUAGAGAUGUUUUUCUUUGUCAACAGACCAGUCUUAUUUCUUCAGUGAACUCAUUGGAGAAUGUUAAUCUGACAAUACUUCUGUCAGUUCUAUUUCAGAUGAAUGAAUUUUAUCAUGUCGGAUAAAUUCCAGUUAAAUACAUAAAUAAUGUGAAAAUAAAUAAAUGGAGAACACAUGUCAAUGAAAGAAUGGUAUUAUGAAAUGUCUCAAUUAAAGAUUAUUAUUGUUA
Alosa sapidissima (American shad) is the source of this 3666-nucleotide messenger RNA. It is a transcript of the gene kcnj6, whose product is annotated as potassium inwardly rectifying channel subfamily J member 6. NCBI's taxonomy places the organism in Eukaryota, Metazoa, Chordata, Actinopteri, Clupeiformes, Clupeidae. Gene Ontology annotation, cellular component: plasma membrane. Gene Ontology annotation, molecular function: G-protein activated inward rectifier potassium channel activity. The transcript is spliced from 3 exons. The record is from RefSeq and is a predicted model, not a curated record. Bases 262 to 1500 code for a protein of 412 amino acids. Gene Ontology annotation, biological process: potassium ion import across plasma membrane; regulation of monoatomic ion transmembrane transport.